AUGCAGCUGCUCCCCAACACGGACCCUGCGACAUGCUGGAGCUCUUCAACUCGGACCCUGCGACAUGUAGCUCACAACACGGAUGGAUCUGAGAAAUUAAGAAUGUUGACCUGUAAUCAUCCAGUUCCUCCUAAUCGGUACGACAAUAGGGUGGAGGAGUAUUUACGAGUUACUGGAUUUUAUCAUGCAUCUCAGAUAGGUGUAGUACAGUGCCAGAAAGCACUUGUGAAUGCUCUAAUUGAACGGUGGCACCCAGAUACACAUACGUUUCAUCUUUCCAUUGAUGAAUGUGCCAUAACUCUUGAAGACGUCGCUUUAAUUCUUGGUCUUCCGACGGAUGGUCUUCCAGUCACGGGGAUGACAAUGAGUAGUUUCGAAGCGUUGCAGGCUGAGUGUUUGGAACAAUUUGGAGUUGCACCGUCUAAGGAACAGUUACCACAUUAUGUUGCUGAUCGGGACGAUCUUGUUUGGGGAUAA
Arachis ipaensis is the source of this 477-nucleotide messenger RNA. The record is from RefSeq and is a predicted model, not a curated record. NCBI's taxonomy places the organism in Eukaryota, Viridiplantae, Streptophyta, Magnoliopsida, Fabales, Fabaceae.